CACACACUCGUUUGUUUUAACUCCUGCAGCAAUGUUCACCAACGCUCUCCUUUCGUUGGCGCUGGUCGCCCCGAUCCUUGCGCUGCCAGCGCCUCAGCCAAUGGUCAUCUCGGAUACUACGAAGCAGAAGCCAACAUCGCUCUGUGGCGUUUCCGAUAGCGUUGUUCUGACCGAUACUCCCUGGAUUGUUUACAACAUGAUGUACAAUCAGGCUUUGACAGUCGGAACCCAGUGCACCAACUAUGACCAUGUUGCAACAGGAUCAGAUGGCAACAAGAAGAUCACCUGGGGCGCUGUCUCCAACAUCGACUAUGUCAAAUCGACCGAUAACAUUCCUAAGGGUUACUCGUUCAUUGGCCUUACGCAAAACCUCGAGACCAAGCUUUCGGCCAUCAAGUCCAUCCCAAGCACCUACGACUGGACUCGCACGAACACCACUGCCUACAAAGGAAACAUCUGUUUCGACUUCAUGACUUCGGACACCAAGGGCGACUCUACAUCCACCAACGCCCAAGAGUUAAUGCUAUGGCUCGAGUACACAGGCGGUCAGCUUCCUAUCGGCUGGACUGCCGGUCCUAAGGCUACUAUUAGCGACUUGUAUGGCACCAGUUGGAAGCUGUAUCAGGGCAAGAACGAUGACACUGGUAUCACUGUGAGCAGUCUGCUGCCUGAUAAGCAGUUCACUGGCACUUUCAGUGGUGACAUCAAGUACUGGUUGGAUGCGCUUGUCAAGAUCGGCGUCUUUAAGGAUAGCACCUACGUCAACGUUGGCAACGCCGGUACCGAGCCCUUCUACGGAAAGGCUGUCAUGAACGCCACUUUGGGUCUGCAGAUUAACUUGUAGGAUGUAUGCAGAUGAUUUUAAGAUCUAAAUGGACUGUGAUGGUGUGCAUUGUGUGCUAUGCUGGUGCCGCAGGCGUGCUUGCUUGUCGCGCCUGUCUCACGUGGUGAGGUGAGCACACAGUCCAAAUGCUUGUAAAAUACGUUAGUCUAGACUACGCAAAGACAGAUAACCCAAUAGACCUCUGGUAGAGUGCUAGGAGGCAUAGGAAUCAGCAUAGUAAAUAACUAGUAGUAGUUAGUAAAGAUACUUGAACUGCGUGAGGAG
Messenger RNA from Didymella exigua CBS 183.55, 1108 nucleotides. RefSeq names its product glycoside hydrolase family 12 protein. Lineage: Eukaryota; Fungi; Ascomycota; Dothideomycetes; Pleosporales; Didymellaceae. Gene Ontology annotation, molecular function: cellulase activity. Gene Ontology annotation, biological process: polysaccharide catabolic process. The transcript has 2 exons. Bases 32 to 844 code for a protein of 270 amino acids. The record is from RefSeq and is a predicted model, not a curated record.